CUUUUCGAGCGUUCACACGAGACCACGACGAGUGCCCACCGUGGGUGCCAUUCGCCCCUCGAGCGUCGACUUCCCUCACGGCUGCGCGUGAGGAGAAAAAGAGGAGCGAAGCGGCGCCUCGCCUCCCCUUCCCCUCAGCCAGGGUGUGCCUCCUCCUCCUCGCCCGCCUGCCCGCCCCGGAGCGAGGCGCCCCUCUCUUCUCCGGGAGACGCCUGCCGCCUUCCUGCCUCCCCCUCCUCACCGAGUCUCUUUGUGGGGCCCCAGGGAGAGGAGCCCAGCGCGCCGCCGCCGCCGCUCCUUCGCCCGCCCUUCCCCGCUCCCUCCCGCCAUUGUGCAGCCGGCAACGCCAGCUCUCCCACCUGCUGGCGGCGGCGAGGCGAGCGACGCCCCCUCUCGCUUCCCAUUCGCUCCCCAUUCACCCUUCUGUGCGCGCGUAUGUCCCCAGCUGAACCGGGGAGAGCCCCCCCCUCCUCCUCCUCCAUCUCCGCCCCGCUCCGGAGCGUGCAGUGCCGCCACCUUGCCCUCCCUCCCUCGCUUCCUCCUCCUCCUCCUCGUCGUCGCGCGCUCCCCGAACUAAAAGGAGGCAGCUGUUCGGCCAGCGGCGCCUCCUCCUCGCUCCCGUUUCCAGCCCUCGGGAGCCGUCGCCGCCGCUUUCCACCCCAAAGGCGUGCAGCUCGGGGAAUAGGAAGAGGAGGCGCUGCUGCUGCUGCUGCCGCCGCCGCCGCCUCAGACUGCAAUGUGCGCCCUGCUGCUGCUGCUGCUACUCCUGCCGCAGCCCCAGCCGCAGCCCUGAAGGAGCCAUGCCGGGCUGGAAGAAGACCAUCCCCGUGUGCCUGCAAGCCGAGCAGGAGAGAGAUGAGAGUCCAUACACUAAAUCUGCAAACCAGACAAAACCACCCGAAGGAGCAUUGGCUGUAAGGAGGCAGAGUAUCCCAGAGGAAUUCAAGGGCUCAACACUAGUUGAAUUAAUGAAGAAAGAAGGCACAACUUUGGGGCUUACAGUGUCUGGUGGAAUUGACAAGGAUGGUAAACCAAGAGUGUCCAACCUUCGUCAAGGAGGAAUUGCCGCUCGGAGUGACCAACUGGAUGUAGGAGACUACAUCAAAUCUGUGAAUGGAAUCAACCUGACAAAGUUCCGCCAUGAUGAGAUCAUCAGUUUGCUUAAAAAUGUUGGCGAGAGAGUUGUAUUAGAAGUGGAGUAUGAGCUACCGCCAGUCUCUGUACAGGGUUCAGGUCUCGUUUUUAGAACUGUGGAGGUUACGUUACAUAAAGAAGGGAACACUUUUGGGUUUGUAAUAAGAGGUGGAGCACAUGAUGACAGAAAUAAAUCUCGUCCUGUUGUAAUAACAUGUGUUAGACCUGGAGGACCUGCUGACAGGGAGGGGACAAUAAAGCCUGGUGACAGGUUGCUUAGCGUUGAUGGAAUUCGUCUGGUCGGGACAUCACACAGCGAAGCCAUGAGCAUUCUCAAACAAUGUGGGCAAGAAGCAACUCUGCUGAUAGAAUACGAUGUCUCGGUUAUGGAUUCGGUAGCAACAGCUUCUGGGCCGCUGCUUGUCGAAGUGGCCAAAACUGCUGGUUCCGCUCUGGGAGUUGCACUAUCUACCUCGAUGUGCUGUAGCAAACAAGUGAUCAUCAUAGACAAAAUAAAAUCUGCAAGUAUUGCAGACAGAUGUGGCGCAUUACAUGUAGGAGAUCAUAUUCUCUCCAUUGAUGGCACCAGCAUGGAAUACUGUACAUUGGCAGAAGCGACACAGUUCUUGGCUAAUACUUCUGACAAUGUCAAGCUAGAGAUCCUUCCUCAUCAUCAGACAAGGCUGGCUCUUAAGGGACCAGAACAUGCGAAGGUUCAAAGGAGCAACAGGCAGCUCACCUGGAAUCCCUAUGCCAACAGCCACAGCAGCACUCUCACCUCUCACCAUUACAAUACCUACCACCCUGACCAUUGCAGGAUGCCAGCUUUGAAAUGCCAGAAAACAUCACCUCCAAAAAGCCUUCCACUCGUAUCUUCGUCCUUCUCUCCGGCCUCCAUGAGCGCGUACAGUCUGAGUUCCCUGAACAUGGGGACUUUACCUCGCAGUCUCUACUCUACCAGUCCACGUGGCACCAUGAUGAGAAGAAGGAUGAAAAAGAAGGACUUCAAAAGCUCAUUGUCGCUAGCUUCUAGCACUGUUGGCCUGGCAGGGCAGGUUGUCCACACAGAAACUACAGAAGUAGUGCUGACAGCUGACCCCAUUGUCGGAUUUGGAAUACAGCUCCAGGGCAGUGUGUUUGCUACGGAGACCUUGUCAUCUCCACCUCUGAUCUCCUAUAUUGAGGCUGACAGUCCAGCAGAAAGGUGUGGCACCCUACAAAUAGGAGACAGAGUACUGGCUAUAAAUGGGAUCCCGACAGAAGACAGCACAUUUGAUGAAGCUAAUCAGCUUCUUAGAGACUCAUCUAUCACCAGCAAGGUCACUUUGGAAAUAGAAUUUGAUGUUGCAGAAUCUGUUAUACCAAGUAGUGGCACUUUUCAUGUAAAACUACCAAAGAAGCAUAACGUAGAGCUUGGCAUCACCAUAAGCUCUCCAUCUAGUCGAAAACCAGGAGACCCUCUUGUUAUUUCAGAUAUUAAGAAGGGAAGUGUUGCACACAGAACUGGAACAUUAGAACUAGGUGAUAAAUUGCUCGCCAUAGAUAAUAUUCGACUAGACAACUGUUCCAUGGAAGAUGCAGUUCAAAUCCUGCAGCACUGCGAGGACCUUGUAAAGCUCAAGAUUCGCAAAGAUGAAGAUAACUCUGGUAUUCACAAGACCAAUUGCAUCCUCUUGGCAUGUAUUGCAGAUGAACAAGAGAGCUCAGGAGCAAUUAUUUAUACUGUCGAGCUCAAGCGCUACGGAGGACCUCUUGGGAUCACUAUUUCUGGUACUGAAGAGCCCUUUGAUCCUAUUAUCAUUUCAAGUCUUACUAAAGGUGGACUAGCUGAAAGGACAGGUGCAAUUCAUAUCGGAGACCGAAUCUUAGCAAUAAAUAGCAGCAGCCUGAAAGGAAAACCUUUGAGCGAAGCCAUACAUUUGUUACAAAUGGCAGGAGAGACAGUCACCUUGAAAAUCAAAAAGCAGACAGAUGCAUCAAGUCCCAAGAAGUUUCCGGCCUCUGGUCACCUAAAUGAAUUGAGUGACGCGGAAGAUGACACAGCCACCACACAGAAACCAGGCAAACUGUCAGAAAUAUACUCCACUACCGUCCCAAGCGUAGAUAGUGCUGUGGAAUCAUGGGAUGGCUCUGGAAUGGAUAACAGCUAUGGAAGUCAAGGUCCCAAUUAUCAGGCUUCAGGAUACAACUUCAGCACAUUUGAAUGGAGGAGUCCAAAACAAAGGAGCAGUUUAUCCCCUCCCAACAGGCCCCGAACCAACCCCUUCCACAACACAGGGCUAAGUGAUGAUGAAUGGGAUAAACCCGUCACAAGCAGCUUUGCAGGUGCCCCCGAGACUGACCAGGAGGAAAAUUUCUGGUCUCAAGCACUGGAGGACUUGGAGACUUGUGGACAGUCAGGAAUUCUGAGGGAAUUAGAGGACAAGGCUGACAGGCGUCUGUGUUUGAGAAACAUGACUCUCUUGGCAACCAUUAUGUCAGGUAGCACCAUGAGUCUGAACCAUGACAACCCGCAGCAUCGCAGCCACCUGGGGAGACAAGCCAGCUUCCAGGAACGAAGCACUUCGAGGCCUCAUUACAGCCAGACGACCCGUAGCAACACGUUGCCUUCAGAUGUGGGAAGAAAGUCUGUAGCUUUGCGGAAGAUGAAGCAAGAGAUGAAAGAAAUUAUGUCACCAACUCCUGUGGAGUUACACAAGGUAACUUUGUACAAGGAUUCGGAUAUGGAGGACUUUGGGUUCAGCGUCUCCGAUGCCUUAUUGGAAAAAGGAGUGUAUGUUAAAAAUAUUCGGCCAGCUGGACCUGGAGAUGUGGGAGGGUUGAAGCCAUAUGACAGACUGCUCCAGGUAAACCAUGUGCGCACAAGAGACUUUGACUGCUGUCUGGUUGUGCCCCUUAUAGCAGAGUCUGGUAACAAAUUGGAACUUGUUAUUAGUCGAAACCCUCUAGCCUCUCAAAAGGUAAGCUCAGAACAACAGACUUUCCCGGCUGGGGAAUGGAACGAACAAAACCAUGCCUUCCUUCAACAAAGUGUACACAGCACUGGUUCAGAGAUGAAACGGGAGCCUAUGAACACUUUGUAGCCAAAAAAACUGUAUUUAGUGCAAAACAUUUAAAUGGUGCUAAUCCCUUUCAGGUUUCUGUUACACUGAAGAUGUGGCUGUCGUGUGGCAUUAAGAAGCACAGGGGGCGGGGGGCUCAUAAUUUGCUACUUGCUUCCAAUGCUGAGUUUUUUUGCUCUGCUCUCAUUUUUUAUCACCCAUGUGUAGUGCCAUUUCAACCUGACCCUUAGUAACAAGAGAAACGAAUGGUGAAAAUGGCUGUAAAUCCUAUCAUGGCAGAUUAGUGAGAGAUUUAAGUAAAAAGAUUGGGGGAGGGGGGGACCCAUCCAUGUAAAUAAUUACAACAGAGGAUCUGAUUUUCAGAACAUUGCAACUUAUUCAAAUACCAGCUGGUUAACUAAGUGAAGGAAUCACAGGCUAUUGCUGCUGGACCCAGCUCACUGUAUCAUAGUAGUUGUUUUUUAAAUGAACUAUAUAGUUCUGUUGCUUCUGCGGUAAUGAAAAAGGGGGGGGGUUAAAAGUUACUAUGUGGUUUUACAAUUAUUUUAGCAAAAAUUGCACACAGGAAUCUGAAGUGCAAAGAGGUGAAACUUUUACUGGCCCAGCUGUAGUAUGAUUUUAUUAAGAGUUAUAUUAUACCCUAUGCAAUGAUGUACUGAACAGGAUAUGUCUUGCACCCUGUAUGGACUUCUAACUUUUACGUAUUUGGAACUUCUGAUAAAUUACUGGUUUUUUUAAAAAAAAAGUAAAACAAGUUUUAGCGAAAUUUUAAAAAAAGACUUUUGUAACAUGUAUUCAAGUAGAUUUUUUCUUUGUUUAAAUUUUGAACUGCAGUAGCAAAGAAAUACCAGUGCAAAACUGUAUGAACUGCCCCAGUUUAGGGAUAUACACAAGUUAACUUGUAUAGCAACACACAAUUCUUUUUUUUAAAUUAAAAUGAAUGGUACGUGCAUUGGUUUCAAAUAGCUCAUUAACUCUUAUUAAUGUCAAUUCAUUUAAAAACUGUAAAUACAUUUUGCACACACAUACACACACACACUCAGAUUCUUCCCUUUCCUGCUCAGAGCAAUAAAAUGCUGCCAGUUGCUUUUUUAGGUUCACCAGCAGCUGCUUUGAUUUGUUUAUUGUAUUGUCAAUGGUAAUUAAUGUUACUUGGUGACUGGAAAAGACACUGGAUUUGUCUCUUAUAACUGUAGAGUCCUCAUUUCUUAUUUUAACGACCAGUUUUUCAUCUAUUUGAAUUGUUAGGAUAUCCCUGAUGCUGUUUUCCUUAAACCUGUUACAUGAACAUGAAAGUGAAACAUUUUGUUCAUAUUUCAGCACUGCCAGAGAAAAAAUCAUUUAAAACGAAACUGAAACCCAGAUCAUGAACCACACUUAAUAUGUAUUUUUAUUUGUUAACAAAGGAGUAUUAAACUAAAGUAUUUUUGUACAAAUUUAAUACUUUAAUAGCAUGGUAUUUAUCGUCUAUGUAUGGUUUCUGGGAACUCAACCUGUUGCAAAAAUUUGUAUGGAAACUGUAAAAAAAUCAAAUAAAAAUUAUUUAAAGACAA
Messenger RNA from Podarcis muralis (Common wall lizard), 5749 nucleotides. The record is from RefSeq and is a predicted model, not a curated record. NCBI's taxonomy places the organism in Eukaryota, Metazoa, Chordata, Lepidosauria, Squamata, Lacertidae.